AUAUCAGGAAGCAAGAGGAACAGAGCUCGAUCGGGUCAAGUAGCUACAACUACCCUUCUGUCGAAAACGCGACCUCGAACUCGAAAUGAUGGGUAGACAUAGGCUCUGAGAGUCUCUCUUCCGAACGACUAGUUCAUCCAGCGACUAGAGCCUAGGCGCUUCACGCCAAAGUGGAUCGGAACAGAAUCCAUUCAUAUACGACUCUUGAACCUGUUUAUGGGACCAUGACAACGAUGCACCCAUUCGCUAGAAGUCCUAUCCGGGAAAGGAGCACGAGCACGGCCUCCUCCGCCUACUUCCCCGGAGGAUAUGAUAGUAACGAGCAGGAUGACCGGAGGGAAGAAGAAGAGGAUGCGUUGAGGAUGAUGGCCUACGGGGAAGGGACGUUACCUGGGGAUUAUUCAAACGAGGGUAGGAGGGACAAGGCCGAGAGGAGAACCGAGGCCGAGGGGUCGAGUUCAGGAUCGAGGUCGUUCAAGAGAGUGCCGAGAUCUCCUCCGCCUCAGGGCCCACCUCCCACGGAACUACCGCCCGUUCCACCCCUUACGCACCGGGCGAGAAACUCGUCGGUCUCUUCCAGCCGAACUACGAGCUCGAUCGGACACGCCGUCUCGCCAUACUUGCAGACAACUCCGACGUUGCACCCACAACCCAACCCCCUGCUUACCCGAGAGAGACAGUUUGCCCAUAAUCCCGGCCCUCUCCACGACCCAAGCAACCUGCACACCUCGCCACAAACGGUCACCCCGCUCGCCCGUCUCCCCGUCCCCGCUGCCCCUGCAAGGAGGAGCCGAAUCCCCUCAAAAGACCUCCUCCAAUCUGCUCUCGACCUGGCGGAAAAGGCUGUCCAGUGUGACAAGGCGAAUGACGUCCUGGGUGCGCUGGCCAUGUACCGAGACGCUGUGGGCAGGUUGAGGUGUGUGAUGGAAAGGGUCGGCAUCGAGUUGGGGCCGUUGCCCGUGGGGUUAGGGUUACCCGAACCUACGGAUUCGGAAAAGGAGGACAUUGCCCAAGCGAGGAGGAGGAGGGAAGCCAGUGGGCAUAGAAGUGGAGAGGAGGGCAAGAUCUUGAAGGGUAUCCACGAUGCGUACAUCUCUCGAAUAGGCUUGCUGGUGGUAAUGGAACGAGGUCUGCAGGAGGGAAACCCGCCUCAGGCCACCGGUGAACCGUCCGAGGCGACUUUGGACUCGGACGAGGUGACUGCGAGGCCCUCGGGUCGAUCGUCAGAAACCAGCACUGGCCCAACAGGGAUCGGCAGAAUGAUGUUGGCGACGGAUGGACCAGACCAGGCCUCAUCACCAAAUGGUCGCACCUCGCACGCAUCGGACAACCGGUCAAAGAGGAAGAGCUUGCGAUCCGGGGAACAGUUGGUCGAAGCCAUCGGAGGGAACGGUUCGGUGGGUUUCCGUCGAGAUUCCCUGGACGCCGAUGUCAAUGCGUAUUAUCCCCCCGCGAUCCAGAGUCCACCGAUACCUCGACCGAGAACUUCGUCUAGAACGGGACCCGACAGCGGUAUCGAGCAUGUGAAGAGUAAUUUCGAUGAACAGAUUCCCAGAGUAAACGGAGUGCCUGUCUCGCUAGGACCCGUCGUAGGCACGUCCCGGAUUGACUCCUCACUCAGCGGGUCGGCAGAAUUGGGCGCAUCAACAACAAGAGCGUCUUUGCACGUCUCCAACGCUUCGAUUACUAGCAUGUCCACGCUCGGGUCACCCUCUAGUAAAAGUAUCAGCACCGUGACCUCGGGAUCCAGUUCGCAGCGAAAUUCGGAACGUCGCUUACGGCUUCGUACGGCUCACCCGACAUUAGGGCUCGAGGCGGAAGUGUCUGAUCAGGAAACAGAGGAAGUCCUUGAUCGUACACCCUACGCCGAGGGAUUCCCGAGCCUAGAGAAUGGGACGAAUCGGUACGAGCCGAGCAGAGGAUAUUCGAACUCGUCAUCCCUGCCAGAUUCGAGCUCUUCUCGGAGCGGUAGAUCGUCAUUGAUGGGGUUGAACGCUCCGAGCAUCUCGCCAAGGUCAGCGAGCCUGCAAGACAACUAUAUGCAAGAUCUCCAGACUCUGCCGCCCGAGCGAUCCAGUUCGGUCUUAGGGAUCAAGGGGCACGAAAAGGGCAGAUCCAUUGCAUCAGUCGUCGAGGAAGGCGAGACUUCGUACGAGAUGGUCGACCCUAAGAGCCUUUCGACGCGGCGAACGACAUCGCUAUCAAACUCCCGUGCUCCUGUCACAAGUAACGCAUAUUCAACUCAUCGCCAAGCGCCCUUCCCCUCUCCCGGUUUGACCGAUGCGACGUUGUCUCCGUUCCAGCAAGUGACACCACGAAGCCGAGCGGUCUCGCAGCCGUCAGCGGGAAGGGCUUCAGGACGAGACACCUUCGACGCCUCGGACGCACCGCCAUUACCAAGUCCACUGAGAAGCCCGCAAGUGUCUCUCGACCAAACGGGAUCCAUGUUGCCCCCACCACCCCCUCCUAGGGCUCUUACCAUCGACACCAGCGGUCCGAGCACUAUGCAAUACGCCGCUUCCGCUGCUUCGGUGUCGACCACGACCCUGAUGGUAUCAGAUUCACCCGACGUACAGGAAGUGACGCUCCAUUCACCAACCUUGCGCCAGGGCGAUCAGCUCGGACAAGGUCCAUCGUUGCCCUCGUCUGCCACCGAGCCUCCGCCAGCGAAUCCUGUCCAUCGACCGUUCCAUGUGUUGCGGCUGCUCCGGCAUACCAUCGUCUCGCCGUCAGGUGGAUUCCUCAGCAGUCGACUUCACAUACCUAGAGCGAUCUGGAGCCAGGCGACUGUCAAGCUGGUCUCGCUGGACGUCAAGGUCCGCGUGAUAGAGGUCCUCAUCCUCAGCUCCUCGUCGCUCGCGAGAUACGGACACGCCCUCAUUGCUGAUGAUCCGCUCGGCCAUGAUGACGGGACAAUAAAGUUGCAAAGAACCCGGACGGAUGGGCCAUCUAGGGCAAAAGACUUUGUCAGGUCACUCGACGACACGGACGGGCUACUAGACGAGAUGGAGAAGCUGUUGAACAAGAAGCUAGGGCUGAAAGCUUAUACGAGUAGCGUUAAGAGUAAAAAGAUGUCCACGACCGGGAUCAGCGUUCUGGGAAGUAAAUUGACCAAGACCUUUGACAGGAUUGCCACUGGCAAAAAUGUGGACUCGCCAACAGCCUAUGUCGACAGUCUCAGCCGCCUGUGCCUCGAGGCCCAAGUGAUCGACCGCCACCUUGCGUGCUUCACGGGACCGUCCACCGCUGCAUAUCAGGCGCUUUCUUCCGAUUACCGGAAUCACAUCGAGACGAGACUACGGCGUCUUUCGGACUUCAUGUCCAAUUUUAUCAUGACCUUUGUAUUACAAGACGUCGGGUUCUUGCUGACGAAAUACCUCAAGCAGUCCAGUAAAUGGCUCGAGGAUUAGAUACGGCAUGCUGAGAAGGAGGACCGGACGGCCUUGUAUCCGUUGUAGCGGUUUGUUCUUGAGAUAUGUCGUUCAAGACCUGACGAGAACGUCGAAGCCGUGACGGCCUGUUUCUGAGGCAGGGGAGCCGCAAAGAGUAACGUCAGGCUAAUGAGCAAAC
Filobasidium floriforme is the source of this 3570-nucleotide messenger RNA. RefSeq lists its product as uncharacterized. The coding region runs from base 225 to 3410 and encodes 1061 amino acids. Lineage: Eukaryota; Fungi; Basidiomycota; Tremellomycetes; Filobasidiales; Filobasidiaceae. The record is from RefSeq and is a predicted model, not a curated record. The transcript is spliced from 7 exons.